Messenger RNA from Cylindrotheca closterium, 1686 nucleotides. NCBI's taxonomy places the organism in Eukaryota, Bacillariophyta, Bacillariophyceae, Bacillariales, Bacillariaceae. The record is from the annotation of a GenBank genome assembly.
AUGAUUCUUCAUCUCUUCUCCAGAAGGCAUCCUAACUCGAUUGGCCUUGGGAAAGUGGCGGAAGGACGUUGGAAAAGAUUCGUCAUGUCCAAAGCAAUGCCUUCGGUUCCUGGGAAUAUUCGAGUCUCUGACGAGCUGUAUUUGCAAAUCCAAAGACUUUGUCACUAUUCACAACGCCUGCCAAAUAUCAACGUCUUUGGUACAACCCUUCGUACAUUUACAUCAAUAUCAAAACCAGUUGAUGAAAGCGAUGAUAAAUCUUCACCUGUAGGCACCAAGAUUAUUGAAAUCGACACGAUUUCGUGGUCGGACGACCCGGCCAAAUGGCUCAAGGAAACAUGCAUGUCAUAUCAAUUUGCGGACAAGAAGAAAUCAACUGUUGACAAGCUUCUACCAGACCAAUGGAUGAAUACUCACAAUGCCUCACAUUGGAUGCCAAGAAUUAUGAAGGCAAUGUGGAAAAAGCGGAAUCUUGGGACGGAUGCCGAUGAUCGCUAUGUUUGCGACUUUAUGGCCCUUUGUGAGGCAGUGAAUCGACUCGAGGACGCAACGGAUUUGGAGAAAAUAGCGGCUAAUUUGCUCGAGAAGAUCAUUGUUUUUCAAUCACACGCCUCUCCAGAGAAACAUUGCGAGGUACAUCAUACGUGGCCAGUUUGUGCUUUGGGCUCAACAGAAGACCCAAGAAAUUACAAGGUUGUCUCAUGGAAGGCCCAUCUUCUUUGCCACGUUGCUCUGGCAUCCCUCUUUCCAUCCAUUCGGGGAUUCAAUUUAACGGUCGCCCGGAUGCUGCACCUUGGGGAGAGUAAAUUGACUGAGGAAGAGAUACUGGCAUGCCUCGAACGGGAGGAGUUAGUUGGCGCUGCUGCGAAUGCACGAGAAAGAGCGUAUCAAGAUUUACUAGAUGCUACACAAAGACAAUGGGAUAACUGGUUUAAUCAAUUGCUUGCAUUCAAAGACGAACACGGGCAUUGUCUAGUUCCUGUAUCUUUCCCAGGACUUGGCAUGUGGGUGGCCAAGCAGCGUUGCCUUUCUCGAAAGGAUAUUCUGAGUGACGAUCGAAAGCGACAGCUGGAAGCGAUUGGGUUUGUUUGGAACCCACUUGAUGAGCAGUGGGAUGGCAUGAUGGAGCAACUUGCUGCUUUCAAAGACGAAAACGGUCAUUGUCUAGUUCCUCGAUCUUUCCUAGGUCUUGGCAGAUGGGUGGACACACAACGUGUACUUUAUCGAAAGGAUAUUCUGAGUGACGAUCGAAAGCGAGAGCUGGAAGCGAUUGGGAUUGUUUGGAACCCACUUGACGACCAAUGGGAUAACUGGUUUAAUCAAUUGCUUGCAUUCAAAGACGAACACGGUCAUUGUCUAGUUCCUCGAUCUUUCCCAGGACUUUGCAGAUGGGUGGACAAGCAACGUGGACUUUAUCGAAAGGAUAUUCUGAGGGACGAUCGAAAGCAAGAGCUGGAAGCGAUUGGGUUUGUUUGGAAUCCACUCGACGAACAAUGGGAUAACUGGUUUAAUCAAUUGCUUGCAUUCAAAGAUGAACACGGGCAUUGUCUAGUUCCUGUAUCUUUCCCAGGACUUGGCAUGUGGGUGGCCAAGCAGCGUUGCCUUUCUCGAAAGGAUAUUCUGAGUGACGAUCGAAAGCGACAGCUGGAAGCGAUUGGGUUUGUUUGGAACCCAUUCGAUGAGUAA